GUGAGCGCUGGCGCUGCGCGUCCCGCUGCGUGUUUGAACGCUGUUCCCGGGGAGACAACGGUAGUCUCAGCGCGAUGGAGCCAAAGGUUGUCAAACCACCCGGGCAGGAUUUCAUCGUGGAGCGUCUGAAAAGCCGCUACGGACUAGGAGGAUGCUUCCCUGCCGAAUAUGAUUUUUCAAAUUUUAAUCAGACUAAAUAUAAGAGAAGAGCUUUAACUUCCUCAGGUGACUUGGAUAUCUACUCAUCUGGAGAUAAAAUUGGUUCCUCAUUAAGGUGUUAUUCUGAUGAAAGAAAGCAUUCCACUACACCUCUUUGUAGCUCAUUCAAGUACUUAAAUGGGAACUGCCUAGACAAUGAACUGGAUUCUUCUCAAGAUUUGAAGCAACAGGAAACAGGAGAGUUAACUGAGAAUGAUCAUAGAAUUAAUAGCUCCAAAAUAACUAAGCAGUCUUUUAAAGAAAUAGAAAAAGCAGUUGCCCAGCCAACUUAUUUAGCCUCAAAUUCAAGAAAUUGGAUCGAAUGUUGUAGUGAUGCAAGUGACUCGCCUUUGAAACCUGUCACCUAUCCAAAAUCUAAAGCAUCAAACAAGCGGAGUUUACUUCCACAUCAGAUCAAUCAGAUAUAUGAUGAAUUAUUUCAAAUACAUCAGAAAUUGCGGUGUGAAACUGCAGCACAACAGGAAUUUGCUGAAGAACUUCAAAGGCGAGAACAUUUUUUAGUUGAAAGAGAACAACUGCUGUCCAGGCAUGAAAUGGCUUUGACUAAAAUUAAAGGUGUCGAAGAAGAAGUUCUUACAAGAUUUCAGAUUAUCAAGGAGCAACAUGAUGCAGAAGUCGGGCACUUAACUGAAGUUCUUAAGGAAAAGAAUAAAGAAAGCAAGAGACUAAGGUCCUCUUUUGAUGCAAUGAAAGAAUUGAAUGAUAACUUAAAAAAACAGUUAAAUGAAGUGAGUGAAGAAAACAGGAAGAUGGAGAUUCAGGCUAAAAGAGUUCAAGCUCGUUUAGAUAAUUUACAGAGGAAGUAUGAGUUUAUGACAAUACAGAGAUUGAAAGGAAAUUCCCAUGUUGCUCAUGAGAUGAAAAACUUAAAACAAGAAAAAGUACCAGUUUCAAAAACUUAUAAGGUACCACUUAAUGCCCAAGUUUAUGAACUUUUAACUGUCUUCAUGGACUGGAUUUCGGUUCAUCACCUUAGCAAAUUGAAAAGUGAAGAAUCUGGAAUGGAUGGUGAAAAGCCGCUACCUAAAUUUGCUUCUCAAAGAAAUGAUAUUCAGGAGAAGUGUGUAAAGCUUUUGCCUGUGAUGACAGAGCAGCUACAGUGGAUGCCAUUUGUGAAUGUCAAACUUCAUGAGCCUUUUGUAAAAUUUAUAUAUUGGUCUCUUCGGCAGCUAGAUGCUGGAACACAGCAUUCAACUAUGACAUCAACAUUGAGGAGAUUGGGUGAAGACAUAUUAAAAGGAGUAGUAACUAAGGGAAUUCAAGAUAAUUCUUUAGAGCAUUCUGUGGAGAAUAAACCAAAGACAGCUGCUUUCUUUAAGAGUUCCAGUUUACCAUUGAGAUUUUUGUCAACUUUAAUUGUUCUCAAAACAGUCACUCAAGCUGAUUAUCUGGCUCAGGCAUUUGAUUCUCUUUGUUUGGACUUGAAGACAGAUGAAGGAAAAACCUUAUUUUUGGAGUAUCAAGCUGUUCCAGUGAUAGUAAACCAUCUAAGAAUAUCCAGUAAAGGAAUCCUAUCCAAUGUUAUUGAUAGUUUGCUUCAAAUGACAGUGGAAUCUGGAGCCAGUUGCCAUUUCAACAGAAGAAUGAACCGAGGACUCUUCUGGAUGUUCUGACCAAUCCGAGGCGAUUCCCAGGCUGAGAAUCUCAUGGGUGCGCCUGGACCUGACCUGCAACCUGCAAAGAAGGGUCCCCUGCUUUCUGUCAUUCUACCAUUCUCUGAAAAGACGUAGGCAAAAGGAGGAAAGUGAGAACAGGCAGAAAAAAUGUCUACACCCUCCGGACUAACAAUGGACUAGAAGGCAAGGGGUGUCCAGCCCCAGCUCCAGUGCUGGACAGUCCUUCCCUUAUUUCUUGGAUCAUUUUUCUAAUCCGUAAGAUUAGGCAGCCGAGCCCAGCACUAUCCAAUAGGAAGGCUACUAUCUACAUGAGGCUGCCGAGCACUCGAAACAUGGCGAGUGUGACUGAAGAAUUCAGUUUUUCAUGUUAAUUAGCUUUAAUCAAUUUAAAUGUAAAGACACAAGGGGCUAGUGGCUACCCUAUUAACCAGAACAGAAGAUGGUUUUCCAGAUCUCUCCCAUCUCUCAAAUAUUAUAAUUAAAAUGUCCUUGUCUAGAUGGGCCAUCUAGCCUUCCUGUGGGAUAGGCAGUGAGCCUUCCUUCUGAGAAAACUGAGGCUCAGAGAUAUCCGGGACUCUUCUGAGGUCACACCAGUGAAUCUGUGCUAGAGCUAGAAGCACACCCCUAGUCAUGUGACUUCUAGACCAAAUCACGGUCCUUUUUGUGUUCCACCAACAGCUCAAAAGCACCACCACCAACAUUCAAUUGUGAUGAAAAUAAAUCAAGUCAUCGAACUGUUCACCAUUCCCCAAAACUGAAUAUGAAACCCAAAUAUAUGAAAAAAAAAGUUCUCAUUCUAACUAUAAGAAAGGCAGGCCCUUUUGGGGUGGUGGUUGUGGGGGGAGGAACAACCAUGGUAACCAGCGACUGAAAUGAGGAUAAUUUUUUGACAACUAAGAUACUCCUAUUUAGAGAACAAGAUUUCUGUGAGCAAAAUGGAACAACAAAUAGCAAGCCAAUUCUAGGAGAAAAUGUUGAAGAUAAAUCCACGAGAGCUUACAAAAUAUCAGCUUCGAUGCUGUCUGUGUUCGGCUAAGCUCACUGCUCAUUCAGUGAUGGCACCAGCCCAUCGGUGGGCUUCUACAAGAGACCUAGUCCUUUCUCAUCAAAGGAGGCUCCAGAGAAUUACAGACACGACACGUUGGAAAAAGAAUCCCACCAAACAUGUAGCAUGACAAAGACAUACUUAACAGUGCAUUUAGAAUAAAAAAAUAAUUCAUGCAUUUCUAAUUAAAUACUAUAAAGUUUAGCUUAAUUAAAAAAAUAUCUUUAAUAGUCUAAGGCUCUUUAUCUUCAAUAAUGCAACCUACGUAUUUUACGCAUCCUAAAAACUGUUAUUUAAUAUUCCUCCAAGCAUUUAAAAACUGUCCCACCAAAUCAGAAAA
Pteropus alecto (black flying fox) is the source of this 3220-nucleotide messenger RNA. RefSeq names its product coiled-coil domain containing 138 (gene CCDC138). The transcript has 14 exons. The coding region runs from base 75 to 1832 and encodes 585 amino acids. The record is from RefSeq and is a predicted model, not a curated record. Lineage: Eukaryota; Metazoa; Chordata; Mammalia; Chiroptera; Pteropodidae.